Messenger RNA from Paramecium primaurelia, 462 nucleotides. Lineage: Eukaryota; Ciliophora; Oligohymenophorea; Peniculida; Parameciidae. The record is from the annotation of a GenBank genome assembly.
AUGAUAAUUUAUUAUUAAUAUCUUAAAAAUAGUCCUUUUCUUAUAGAAUUUAAUUCACACCUUCAAAAAGACAAAUUUUUUUAUCUAUUUUAGAUUCCUUUAGGUAUUUAUAAAUUAGAUUAUUUAAUUAUUGUUAUUCAUAGAUAGCAGAAGCAUCAAAUUUUAUUUGAGUAUCAAUUGAAUCUCUUUUAUUCAAGUUUUAGUAUCAAAGAAAAUAAAAAAUUUAAUAUUGAAAAGUAUAAAUAUAUUAAUCAUUUUCAAAUAAACUUUCCUUCCUUAAGAAAAUCAAAAAUUAAUUAUAUCUUUAAUUAUUAUAGCUUAGAAGAAAUAAAAAAAAUCUUAAAUUAAUAUCAAUAAGGGAGCAUCAAUUACAUUUUAAUAAUAUUGCUAAACUAUCUGGAUAUUUGGAAUUCUCGAUAUAUCCCAUAUAUAGAUACUAUGUUUAUGGAACAUUUAUAAUGA